GCCUGUGUCUCUCUGACACUCGCAGCUGCUGCUUCUCCUCCACCGCAGCACGUCGGGGUGUUUAUCCCCUAUUUCGUGAUGUAUUUUAUCAAGUGAUGAACGGCCCGUUGAACUAAGUUUGGGCGCAGCGAUCUCCCCCCAGCCACCUCUUCGUGGAGACUCUCAGCCCUGGAGGCCUCUGGCUGGCAGCAGCCUCGCAAGCCUCUAUUCCCCUCCCUACCUCCCUCCGUCACCUCCCCUUCUGCCCUCCCUCUUCCGUACCCCUCCCCCUGGUUAUUUGGAAGAUUAGAGUUCAUUAAUUAAAUCCUGUGCUUAGAUCGAACUGUAACAUUAUUCCAAUCACAUUUAUCUUGCAGGCGGCGGCGGAGAUGGCAGCCUCGCUGGAUACGCGCAGGGGAGCCUGAGCCUGGGACCCACGGGGCGCUGCGCGCUCCAUCACCCCGCAGACCCUCCAUCUUCCUGCUCGGCUCCGAGGGACCCUUGAUCGCCCCUGCUCUGGGGAGAGGGGUGUCCCCCUUCUCUCGGGACUCCUGGCCGUCUCCCCACACCACCACCAGCCCUCCCCGCCCUCGGCGGCUCAGCUGCCGGGAUCCCCCUCCCCCGUCACAAGCGCUCACAAGCGCCCGUGAGCACACACACGCGCACACACACACACACACACACACACACACACGCUGAGACACGCCAGAGAGAGAGACAGAGAGAGAGGGAGAGAGCGAGAGCGAGAGCGAGCUGUUCAAUGGACCGAUUUCCCCGGUUUCCCUGAACCCAGCCCAGCCCGGGAUGAGAAACUGCAAAAUGGCCCGGGUCGCCAGUGUGCUGGGGCUGGUCAUGCUCAGCGUCGCCCUGCUCAUUCUCUCGCUCAUCAGCUACGUGUCCCUGAAAAAGGAGAACAUCUUCGGUGCUCCCAAGUACGCCAGCCCCGGGGCGCCCCGAAUGUACAUGUUCCACGCGGGAUUCCGGUCACAGUUUGCGCUGAAGUUUCUAGACCCGUCAUUUGUGCCCAUUACGAAUUCUCUCACUCAUGAACUUCAAGAGAAACCUUCUAAGUGGACAUUUAAUCGGACAGCAUUUUUGCAUCAAAGGCAAGAAAUUCUUCAGCAUGUCGAUGUAAUAAAAAAUUUUUCUUUGACCAAGAAUAGUGUUUGGAUUGGACAACUGAUGCACUAUGAUUAUUCCAGCCAUAAAUAUGUUUUCUCUAUUAGCAAUAACUUCCGAUCACUGCUUCCAGAUGUAUCACCCAUUGUGAAUAAGCAUUAUAAUAUCUGUGCAGUGGUUGGAAAUAGUGGAAUCCUGACAGGGAGUCAGUGUGGACAAGAAAUAGAUAAAUCAGAUUUUGUUUUCCGUUGCAAUUUUGCCCCUACGGAGGCUUUCCAAAGAGAUGUUGGAAGGAAAACCAACCUCACCACUUUCAACCCCAGCAUCCUGGAAAAGUACUACAACAAUCUUUUGACCAUUCAGGACCGUAACAACUUCUUCCUCAGCUUAAAAAAGCUUGAUGGGGCCAUUCUUUGGAUCCCAGCAUUUUUCUUCCACACUUCUGCAACUGUUACCAGAACACUAGUUGACUUUUUUGUUGAACACAGAGGUCAGUUAAAGGUCCAGUUGGCUUGGCCUGGAAACAUAAUGCAACAUGUCAACAGAUACUGGAAAAACAAACACCUGUCACCUAAACGGCUGAGCACGGGGAUCCUCAUGUACACCCUGGCAUCUGCAAUAUGCGAAGAGAUCCACCUGUAUGGAUUCUGGCCCUUCGGGUUUGACCCCAACACAAGGGAAGAUCUCCCAUACCAUUACUAUGACAAAAAAGGAACAAAAUUUACCACCAAGUGGCAGGAGUCCCACCAGCUGCCUGCUGAAUUUCAGCUGCUGUACCGAAUGCAUGGGGAAGGGCUCACCAAGCUGACUCUGUCACACUGUGCCUAAGAACUCUGAAUGGAAAGUGCCAAACGGCUGUUUAAAAAGUGCCCCAAAUCCAAUUGAAUCAUCGUCAAAAUAGUACCCCAAACACUGUCUUACAAGGCUGGUCUGUCACUUCAAAGAAAGACGUCUUCUCUCCCUCUGUUGCACUGCUCUUUGGAUGGUCUUAGCAGACUCAGCCGCACAGGUGCAUUGAAGCCACAUGAUUUAGACUUGGUUAGUAAAAGGAAUGUUGUGUGUCGAAGUAUGCUGCUAACAAAAUGGUUCCAAGUAUUUUCAUGUUUGUAUUUUGAUGGUAAACUGCCUGCCAUAUGGGUAAGGCCUAAGCUGUAGUCCCCUCCAGUUUGAUGAGACACAGUCUUCAUAAUCAAAGGCCUUGGGCCAGCUGGGGCAGAAUCUCUUUUGUUUUGGAAUCAAAAAAAAAAAAAAAAAAACAAA
This is a messenger RNA of Jaculus jaculus (lesser Egyptian jerboa), 2358 nucleotides long. RefSeq names its product ST8 alpha-N-acetyl-neuraminide alpha-2,8-sialyltransferase 3 (gene St8sia3). Lineage: Eukaryota; Metazoa; Chordata; Mammalia; Rodentia; Dipodidae. The record is from RefSeq and is a predicted model, not a curated record. Gene Ontology annotation, biological process: N-glycan processing; oligosaccharide metabolic process. Gene Ontology annotation, molecular function: alpha-N-acetylneuraminate alpha-2,8-sialyltransferase activity. The coding region runs from base 784 to 1926 and encodes 380 amino acids. The transcript is spliced from 4 exons.